Molecule: messenger RNA, 492 nt
Organism: Guillardia theta CCMP2712
Lineage: Eukaryota; Cryptophyceae; Pyrenomonadales; Geminigeraceae
Exons: 3
Coding region: 1-492 (163 amino acids)
Source: RefSeq, a predicted model, not a curated record
AUGCGAAUAUCGACGUCGUAUGGCACCAGAAGUUACGACGCGUUCCAAGACCAACUCGAGGGUGUUCGUCCAAAGACUACCAUUCACCCGUCACGGAAGUCGAGGAUGGCAUUCAUCUCCGCAUUUCAAUACGAUAGCAAUGACUCGUAUUCUGUUCCAAGUUGGGUGACCCCAAGAAAGAUCAAGACCGCUCAGCCAGCGACAAGACCUCGUACGAUUCCAUCUGCACACCCUGAGCACAAGAUCUCGCUGGAGGUAGUCACUGUACCAAGUCAGCUUUCUCCGAGAAGGCCGAUAACGCGGGCACACCUGAAGGGAGGGAAGUCCAUCGAUGACAAGGUCUUCGAGUAUACAGAAGUUCCGGAGAGAUCGUUAGAACAGGUGCUGUCCAGCGAAUCAACUCCGUAUGAGAUACGUGAGACUCUCAAGGUCCGGGCGCUGUGGGUGAGCUCGCCUCGAAGAGUUGUCUCCGAGUUUGUCAGCAUCGAAUGA